AAGCGACUUGCAUUCAUUUAUAUGAUGUUAAUUUUAUUAGAAUUUAUAAAUGAGUGUUGAUAAAAGUGCAACAAAUUCUUUGAAUAAAAAAAUGGACGAUCCUUUGCGUCCAAAAGCGGUGCCGCUUGACUCCGAAACCGUACUUUGGUUUGAGUUUCUACUCGAUCCACAAUUAAUUACCAAGCACCUGCAAAAGCUUAAUCCAGAUCCCAGCGCAUUGGAACUAAUGACACAAUUCAUAUCUGUUACACCGGAUGUAAUAAUACCAACACAGUAUGAUUUAACCUCGCCAGACACAGAAAAUAUGCCGGGAGGCAUACCGGUAACGCCAGGCGCAGGCGUAAAUAGUGGCGUUGGUAUGAUGAACAUGGACGGCCUACGUAUACCACGUAAACAAAUUGCUUUGAAGAUUUUAACGCUCAAAGUAGCAACAUGGCUGAAGUGGAAUCUCGAUGUAUUGGAAAAGAGUUUGCCAAUACCAAAGCAAUUGUUUUUGUUGCGUGAUUUGUGCACGAUUUGCUUUGGCAAGUUGGUUAGUAUACCUUUGCAACAGGAUUUCCAGGCGAAAAUUUCGACUGACGGGCAUGAACAUGCUGCGCGCUUUGCGCUAACUUUCUACCACCGUUGGGUGUUACGUUUGCAAAUUCUAAAAGAUAUUGCAAUGAAAGCAGCACGUCCUUCCAUGGCUAAUAUGUUUGUGCCAAUGGAGCCGAUGCAUCAAUUUUUUGCUCCUGAUAUACCACCACAAAACAGCGUGGAAUAUCUGCAGGAGCUUUGCAAGUCCACAGAACCGUUUUAUGUCUUCACUUUCGACACAUUUGUAACAUUGCACGCAGACACUGAAACUAUGCGACAAAAUUUCGAAAAUAUGCAAAAAAUUUCUUUAGCCGAGUUACGUGCACAAAUCUACUUCGAUUUGGUUAAUUUCUACUUGUAUACUAAACAAUACCGACAAGCACGCGAAGCUGUGAAUGAGUGUCGGCGCAAUUUGAAGGAGAUGAAAGCUGACUAUGUAGUCGAAUCUGCUAAACGCACAGCGGCUGGUUAUCUCUUUUGCCACGUGAACGAUGAAGAGCUGGAAGGUUAUCUACUGGCUUGCGGCUGUAGCGAGCAACGUACCACUUUAACAGAGCGCUUAAAUGCCUCGUCAUUGAAACAGUAUAAAGACAUCAUUGAAAUCCUACAAGAGGAUAAUCAUAUACGUGAAAUACCACUUGUAAGUCGACGCAUACUCGAACUCGACAUUGAAGGCGCCAUUUCACAGGGUUCACUGAAAGAGUCGCGUUCCCUCGAAAUGCAAGUAGCAGCAUUGAAUUUAGUACGCAGCAUUUUUGAGGAGGGAAAUAUUUUUACAAGCGUGGAUUAUUUUGAGAAAUACAGACAUAUGAAUUGCUUCGUUGCGAUUGUAGAGGCAAUCAGUAAUGUGCUGCCGCAAUGUACACUUGGCGAACGAAACGCAAUCAAAAGAUUUCUCAUAGACAGCGUAUUGAAAGAAAAUAUUGGCAAACAAUUUCUACAACACUUGCAAAACAUACAACUCUUCUCAGCCACCGAAUUGCUUGAUCUAGAACGGCAAACAGCCGAUGAGGAGCUCUCUGUGCCGACACUUGCAACGCUCAGUGAAUGGAAAUUCAAUUCGAAAAUAAUACGCAUUGAGGUCGGAUCACUCGAACGUCAACUAAUCUCAUGCACAAAUGCGAAUACUGUGCGUAAACUUCUAGUAAAGUUGGCUGCUACUAAUCCAGCUAAGCCACUGUGGACAGUAAAUCCAAGUUGGGAGAUUGCAACACCGAUUAAAUCGUUGCUAAUGUCUAUGCAAAGAGGAUUUCUGCAAGACUUUGCUUAUGUUUUAUUGGGCAAAGCGCGCGAGAUGACUGCUAAAAGUGACUACAUCGGUGCGGUGUCUAUGCUAAGCGUACUUAAAUCGGAGACACAACGUCAAGAGCUAUCAAAUACCACAGUUGUUUCAAAGCUUGGCAAGCUGGUGAACUGGGAGAUUUUGUUCAUUCAAAUUACACAGUGCCUGGAAGAGUGGAAUCGGAAAACUUUGGAUCUGCAGUCACUGGGUAACCGCUGCAAACUAUGCUUGGCUUCACUACAAAGCAACGACAACAUUAUACCCCGCAUAGAGAUAAUCGAAAGCUGCGCUAUCAUGCUGCUCAAUCUAGGCGAUUGGAAUACACUAAUGUUCUUAGAUAAGCGUUUGGCACAACUCGAAUUGCCAAUUGCCUUUGCUGCCACCGUACUUGACAUGGAGAAGAUGAAGGGCUCUAAGAAGGUGUGCCGCGAUGCAUUCGAUUUGGUAUUGCAAAUGUUUGUGAAUACCACGAAGCGUAGCGGUGGGCCUGGUGGCAGCGGCGGCACUGGUGGCGGCAGUUCACGGAAUUCACCGUCCCUAGCUGUUUCAACUGGCCUGCAACCGUUUCUGAAACGCAUACGCCACCAGCUGAUCUUCUCAUUGGCCAUAUCAUGCCUCGGAAAAAUACAAAACAUACUUAGAGACGAUACAAAUCAUGAUUUGAGUGGUGAAUAUAUGCAUUUGUGGCCCGCUGGCAUACCCAGUCCCUUGGCGUAUAGCGUGCGUAUAGUGUGUGAGACCUUGCAUUGGCUGUUGACAGAAGCGUUGAAAUAUUAUCCGCAAACUAUUACAUGGUUGAAAACGAAAGGUGAUUUGGAAUUAGCUAUUGGUAAUAAUGAAGCGGCAAUGCGUUGCUAUGUCAAUGCGCUCAUCACUGGCACCGAUUACUGUACUUUUCCAUUGCAACGCAACGUAGCUGAUGAUUAUGUAAUACAUAAAAUGAUACGUUGCUCAUCGAAUUUAGGCUGUCACAUGCAAGCCACUGUGUUGUGCCAGUUCUUGGAGGAAAUCGAUUACGGCAUUGUAUUCAAAAAACUUACCGAGAAAUCUUCGAAUUUCACCGAUGCAAUGGAUGCGUAUUAUAAUUGCAUUUGGGAUACAACGUUAUUGGAAUUUAUAAUAAAUUUACAUGCACGAAAGGGAGAGCACAGCCGAAAGUUAGAAGCGAUCGCUAUUAUGGGCUCACUCGAAUUGAAUGCGAACAACAAUGACGAAAUCAAACGUGAAGCGGCGGCAAUACGGAAAACACGAUUCCUACGCGCACUAGCCAAACAGUAUUUGUUGUAGAAGUACACGUUUUCAUAAUUGGCCUCUAAUUUUAUUUUAUUCCAUUCUUUACGAAACAUGUAAUUUAAGUCGUAGCCGUACUUGUAGCUGUAAGCAGUUUUCUACGUCGACACAAAAUAUACAGACUUAACUUAAUUGUAAAAUAUUGUUGUAAUAUCAAAUAGUUAAAAAGUAAGUUUUAAAAUAUUAUAAUUAAUAAACUGUAUUUGCGACAAUUUCA
Molecule: messenger RNA, 3365 nt
Organism: Bactrocera tryoni
Lineage: Eukaryota; Metazoa; Arthropoda; Insecta; Diptera; Tephritidae
Gene: IntS8
Product: integrator complex subunit 8
Exons: 14
Coding region: 50-3145 (1031 amino acids)
Biological process (GO): snRNA 3'-end processing
Cellular component (GO): integrator complex
Source: RefSeq, a predicted model, not a curated record